This is a messenger RNA of Cottoperca gobio, 3293 nucleotides long. Its product is annotated as probable G-protein coupled receptor 149. Gene Ontology annotation, cellular component: plasma membrane; neuron projection. The transcript is spliced from 5 exons. NCBI's taxonomy places the organism in Eukaryota, Metazoa, Chordata, Actinopteri, Perciformes, Bovichtidae. The record is from RefSeq and is a predicted model, not a curated record. Bases 207 to 2480 code for a protein of 757 amino acids. Gene Ontology annotation, molecular function: G protein-coupled receptor activity; neuropeptide binding. Gene Ontology annotation, biological process: neuropeptide signaling pathway.
GCUCCACAUCCGAGGCACCGGAAAGCUUUGAUUCGUGCGUUCCCAGUUGGAUCAGAGAGGGACAUUCCCCAAUGUCUCUCUCCCUCAUUAUGUCAACUGUGUGAUUUUAUUUUAGAAAUGCAGCGUAGGUUGUGCCAUCCUAGCAGCGCUCUCAACUUUGACUAGUUAAAAGUGCCAAAAGAGAAAGAGAAGUUAUUUCAGUGAAAAUGUCCACGACGCACCUUAGCUCCCCGGCGCCCAACCAGAGCUAUCUUUCAACGGCCACCUACGAGAAGACAGACCCCUCGGAGGUGGAGAGGCAAAUUCGCCUGCUGCUUUUCGGCUUGUGUGUAAUCAUCGCCGCUACUACCUUUGUCGGAGGUGUGUAUUCGCUGCUUUCUCUCCUCCGGUUGAGAAGAAAAAGCUCCCUCUGUCUCAUCGUGGCUUCCAUGUCGGUGGACGACCUGCUCAGUGUGGUCCCUCUCUCCUUGUUCAUGCUCCUUCAGUGGGAGACAGACAGAGGUGGAUGGUCGGACAGCCUGUGCACUUUAUCUGGACUUCUGUACGUGUUCCAGGGUGUUUCUAGCAAUAUGAAGGCUUGUCUCAUAGCAGCCUACACUUUUUAUGUCACCAAGAGAUUUGGAGUGCUUCAAUCUGUCCGCCGGCCCCUGAGAGUGAUGUGGGCCAUUGCCGGCGUGUGGGCGGUUAGCCUCGCCGUCAGUGUGUUACCUUUGUGCGGAUGGGGAAGCUUUACGCCGGCCUCUCUCGGGUGUUUCCCAGAAAGCGACAGUUUUUACACCCUGCUGCUUUUCUCUUUAUAUUCCAUGUGUUUUUGCGGCUUGUUAUUUUUCUUUAUCCCCCUCACCUAUCAGCUGCUGUGCUCCAGGGAGCCCCAGAGGACUUUACUGUACCCGAGCUAUUUGGAGAUGGCAAGGGGACUGAGUGGGUCCGCUCACCUCUGUGAUCUUCCUUCCUUUUCUCGGGACAGCCUAAACAAAGGUUUUGGUGUCUACAACGAGCUGAGCCCAAGUUCAUGCGGGACGAAGCUUAGGGAGAAGGAGGACAGUGGUCUGUCUCCAGUGUCUGUCAGCAGGCAGAGGACAGCUGCUGUCGGGGACACACCCGUUGUGUUUGCACAAAAGCGCUUCUCCAUGGUCCUAGCGGUUGUCCGACUUAUUUUAUGGAUGCCAAUGAUGACUUUGGUGCUGGUGCACCACGCAGUGAAUGCACGCAGCUCAUCCCUAGAGACGCUGAGCUUCUUUCUCACUCUGCUCGCCCCUGCGGUCACUCCAUUAUUCGUGCUGUCUGAGCGCUGGAUCCACAUGCCAUGUGGUUGCUUCAUUAACUGCAAACGAGAUCCAACGCAGGAACCCUCAGUGAUGAAAAGAAGAUUUGAGUUCAACCUUUCCUUCCAACAAGGCUAUGGAGUCUAUAAGUUGUCCCAUGCCACCAUGUCUCAUAACACUCCAGCCCUUGAGAAGCCUGCCUAUCACAGCCUCUUUAACUGUGACUUCCCUAACACCCGCCUUGAGGCACUAGAAAGCGGCAGGCUCCUCAGCCUGGGGCCUGAUUUUGAUUUCAGCACCACCUUCCCCGUGGACAGCUCCUCUCAAGCAGACCUUGAAUCGAAAGUGGUGGCCUGUGGAGGAGAGGCGCUGGCUGAUUGUCUUUCACUCCCUCAUGAGAACCACGGAGAUGAUGAUGACCGCUGUGUCCCUUCGCAUCACCAGGAGCCGGAUCACAAUCUCACUGAUACGUCGUCUGUGUUCGAGGGCCCGGAGAGGAGGCUGUCGCACGAGGAGUGUCGGAAAAUCGAGCUGACAGACUGGGAGUGGUGCAGGAGUAAAUCAGAGAGAACACCCAGACAGCGGUCGUCAGGUGGUCUGUCAAUACCUCUGUGCGCCUUUCAGGGCACCGUAUCUCUGCUAGCACCCACUGGGAAGACCCUGUCUCUCUCCACCUAUGAAGUCAGCAGUGAUGGACUCAAAAUCUCCCCCAACAAUGCCAAGAAGGUGGAGGUGUAUCGCUCUAAAUCAGUUGGCCACGAGCCCAAUGCAGAUGACCCAGCAUCAGGAGGCCAGGCCGGAGACGUGAAUAUCAGCGGCAUAGAGAUGGGCAUUGGAGCUGGUGUGGGGGACACCAACGUCAAGAUCCACCUUGAGGUCCUCGAGAUUUGUGACAACGAGGAGGCCAUGGACAGUGUCUCCAUCAUCUCCAACAUCAGCCAGUCCUCCACCCACGCCCGCUCGCCAUCGCUGCGCUACUCGCGAAGGGAGAACCGAUUUGUGUCCUGCGACCUCGGUGAGACGGCUUCCUACUCUCUGCUCAUCCCCAGCAGCGGCAACCCAGAGACAGAGAACAUUAAUAUCAAUAUACCUGACACCGUGGAGGCUCAUCGGCAGAAUAGCCGACGGCAGACGCAGGAGAGUUCUGGGUAUCACGAGGAGAUUCAGCUGCUGAAUGAGGCCUACAGAAAGCAAGCUGGGGAGGGGGAAGAGUGACAUACAAACAGGAUAACAAGAUGGUGUCUCCUGGGAGGAGGUUGAAAGAGCAACUCUGACAGCAAAAAAUUUAAGACAAAUUUCUUAAACAUUCCACAUUUACUAGAAAUAGAGACUUAAGCCGUGUUCUCAUAAGAACUGCGAACAAUAUCCAGAGAGUCAGGUCCGAUUACACCGCUGUCACGUAGCAGGUUUGUAAUUUGGUCAGAAACAACGACUACGACAACAACGAUUCUCUUACAGACAGAAGUUCCCGAAUCUCGUCGUCUCUCCAGUUAGACAGUUUAGUUGGCGUCUUCUUGUAGAUGACCUCUCUUCUUCACCUUUGGACGUUCUUUUUUUUUUUCCAGGUUUCACACCAGCCGCGAUAGAAAUGUAAUCAACACGUAACUUGCUCGGCGUGAAGGCCCUGGACAAUGAGCGGGUCUUUUCACACAUGGGCUCAAUCGGACAUUACACAGACUUUGCACGAGAGAGCUGGCAGGUUGAACUCCGUUUGAUGUCCGGUUCGAAGGAUUUGGCUUUUGUGUUCUCACAUACAACUCCGCCGGGUAACGUCUAGAAUCAUUUCAGGGUUGCAGUGAAUGAAGAAAGGGGCUUUAGCUUAAGACUGUUAUAAGAGUCUGCUUGCCUACUCUUGUACUCCCUCUUCAGAUAACAUCACAAGAGCACAUGCAUCUGUCUGUAGAGUAGAGAUAGAUACGUCUGGAGAGGAAGAGAGAUGAUCGUGAAGUGGGGCCAACGAGAGAGAGAGAGAAAGAGAGAGAGAGAGGGAGAGAGAAGGAGGGAGAGGGAGGGAGAGAGAGAAAGAGA